This is a messenger RNA of Ostrea edulis (European flat oyster), 1972 nucleotides long. RefSeq names its product cysteine sulfinic acid decarboxylase-like. The record is from RefSeq and is a predicted model, not a curated record. The coding region runs from base 52 to 1623 and encodes 523 amino acids. The transcript is spliced from 16 exons. NCBI's taxonomy places the organism in Eukaryota, Metazoa, Mollusca, Bivalvia, Ostreida, Ostreidae. Gene Ontology annotation, molecular function: carboxy-lyase activity; pyridoxal phosphate binding. Gene Ontology annotation, biological process: carboxylic acid metabolic process. Gene Ontology annotation, cellular component: cytoplasm.
CCAUUACCUUAUAGUGUUAUCAGACAGGUUCACUAUCUGGUUCGCUUGGAUAUGCUAACCACCCGUAGUUCUAUAUAUCGCUUGAGGAGUCUUGUGGAUGUAUUGAAGACCACGAAUCAUAAACGACCUACAUUUGUAUCGGGAAUGGCAACCCAAGAUCGACAUGACGCUUUUUGCAACCCAGAAGUCCAAAACAUGUUACUGGACUUGCACAAAUUAAUGAUUCAAAGCUUAGUAGAUGCGGAAAGGAAAAGAACACCAGUCUGCAACUUCAAGCAACCUGAGGAGUUGCUGAGGUCACUGGAUUUUGAGAUUGGGAAAGACCCUGUGGCGUACGAUGUGAUAUUGAAAAUCUGUGAAAAUGUGAUGAACCACAGUGUGAAAACGGCAAGUCCUCGUUUCAUGAACCAGUUAUACAGUGGUAUCAACCCAAGCUGUCUGGCAGGAUCAUGGGUGACGGAAACCUUGAACACUAAUCUGCAUACUUAUGAAGUUGCACCAGUAUUUGUUAUGAUGGAGAAAUACAUGAUGAAGAAGCUUACUAGUAUGGUGGGAUAUGAAAAUGGUGAUGGAGUAUUGUGUCCAGGUGGAUCUUUUGCAAAUAUGCUUGGAAUGCAUUUAGCACGACUGAAGAUCGACCCAGACAUAAAAUUUGCAGGGAUGGGGAGCCAUGGGAAACUAGUCAUAUUCGCAUCAACAGAAGCGCACUACUCCAUAGAAAAGGGGGCUAGUUUCUUAGGAUUUGGACAAAACAAUGUAGAAAGAAUAGAUACAGACGAAAGAGGGAUAAUGAAUCCAUGUGAUCUGGAUAGAAAGUUAAAGAUCUGCAGAGAUGAGGGAAAGAUUCCUGCUUUUGUUAUGGCUACAACAGGAUCAACUGUUCUGGGAUCAUGUGAUGACUUGAAUGCAGUAGCAGAUAUUUGCGAGAAACACGGAGUCUGGAUGCAUGUGGACGCUGCCUGGGGCGGAGGCGUUAUAUUAUCGGAUAAGUACCGGGAUUUGAUGAACGGAGUUCACAGGGCAGAUUCAGUUGCUUGGAAUAUCCAUAAAAUGAGUACGGGUCUCAUCCAGUGCUCAUUGUUUCUAACAAAGAAAAAGGGAUUUUUGGAGGAAUGUAACAGGUUCAAUGCUGAAUAUCUGUUUCAACCGGACAAGCAUUAUGAUGUAUCCUAUGACAUUGGAGAUAAAACUGUGCAGUGUGGACGUAAAGUGGACAUACUCAAGUUGUGGUUAAUGUGGAAAUCCCGGGGUGAUAAUGGAAUGGCAGAACAGAUUGAGCUUUCCUUCACAAAUGCCAAGUAUCUAACAGACCAACUGAAAAAAAGGGAAGGAUUUCGUCUAGUUCUUCCUCAGUUUCAGUGUCCUAAUAUUUGUUUCUGGUAUAUUCCUGAAAGACUUAGAGGAAAAGAAGAAAAUCCAGAAUGGUGGACUGAAAUAUCAAAGAUUGCUCCUCAAAUCAAACGGCGAAUGAUGGAAAACGGGACGAUGAUGAUUGGUUAUAAUCCAUUGACAUCGAAAGGAUAUGUCAACUUUUUUCGGGUUAUCAUAACAAAUCCAAUGACAACUAAGGAAGACUUGGAUUUCAUACUCGACGAAAUGGAUCGACUUGGAAAACAAUUGUAGCUUUGUCAAUAAUCAUAAAGAAAAUGAAAUGUCAAUUAUGAAUAUGAUGUUUCUUAUAUAUUGUUACUAAUCAAACUAUACGACAAUAUGUACAAAACAACUCCUCCUUCAACUUUUGAUGAUUUUAAUAUUUUUAGAUUGGUAAUAUCAAUUACAUUAUCAUGCAUAAUAUAUGUGAAUCGAUUUUCUCUUUCAUUGGAAAUGCUAUAAUCUUCUACAGUUUGAGUUUGCUUACAAUGAUCCUUUGGGAUCGAGGGAAUGGAUCAUCAAUUCGUGCAAAUAGUUACUGUUGCUUGUAUGGUUUUUUUUUUAUUUGACCUCGUACGAAUAAAGUUUAUAUAUACUGUAA